AUUUUGUCUUCAGGUUCAGUUUCUCUAAAGAUUCUAAAGAUGGAUUUUAAGAUAAUCAUUUUGCUAUGCCUUGCUUUUGCUGCAACUUUGGCUUCCCCACUGAUUGAAGAGUUGACCAAGACUAAAGAUGGGGCUAACAGUACUAUGGCAUGCCCAGCUUAUGGGAUAGAUUGUUAUCAUAAUGAUGUGGAAGAAGGACACAAUACCAAUACUUGGGAGGAGUGUGCAAUUCAAUGUAGGGACCAUCAUGGUUGUUUGUUCUGGACUUGGAAAAUUCCUGAACUUACUCUUGAGCCAAGGAAAUGCUAUUUAAAGUAUGCUUGUGAUGAUGAGAGGAGGGAUUCGUACGCUAUCUCUGGACCCUAUGAUUGUUUUCAUUACUGAGGAGAAGAACUUGUUGUGUUUAAAUAUUAUUCAUUAAUUAAAAUUUGGCAUUAAAAGUUAAAUUUGUAUAUUUUAUUUCUAAUUCCUGACAUAAACUAAUUAAAAUAAAACUUAUUGUAUUUUAUGAGUUUAUAACUUUGGAAACAACUAUGUAAGCUUUAUAAAAUAAAAUGUAAAGAUGA
This is a messenger RNA of Eurytemora carolleeae, 566 nucleotides long. RefSeq lists its product as uncharacterized. The coding region runs from base 40 to 384 and encodes 114 amino acids. Lineage: Eukaryota; Metazoa; Arthropoda; Copepoda; Calanoida; Temoridae. The record is from RefSeq and is a predicted model, not a curated record. The transcript is spliced from 5 exons.